Alternaria alternata is the source of this 1491-nucleotide messenger RNA. RefSeq lists its product as hypothetical. Gene Ontology annotation, biological process: regulation of transcription by RNA polymerase II. Gene Ontology annotation, cellular component: nucleus. Bases 1 to 1491 code for a protein of 496 amino acids. The record is from RefSeq and is a predicted model, not a curated record. The transcript has 3 exons. Lineage: Eukaryota; Fungi; Ascomycota; Dothideomycetes; Pleosporales; Pleosporaceae.
AUGGAUCCUAAUCGCCCAGAUAUUGCCCAAAAAGCAAGCGAGCAGGCCCUGAACUCUGACUCUGAAUCUGAUCAAGGACCUGGCUCUGGGGACGACGAGAUGCUAGAUGCUGAAACCUCCAACACGGCAACUGCCCAGUCUCCUCUUAAUCAUGGUCAGUCAGUGCCGUCGACUACUCGUCCUGCCAACCAGCAACCUACUUUGCUAGAAGUACUUGCCUCAGCACCUGAUCCGAAAGCGACAGCUACCCACAGAGACUCCGUGAUCGAAGACGAAGUCAUUAGACCUUUUGGCUUUGCGGCAGCAGACAGGCGCACCUCUCAACCAUCUGCAGUCCACACAGCACCGAAUGGUGUACGAUCUAACAUAAACGGAACAAAUAGAACGCCAUCCAUCUCAACCGCAUUGUCCAACGUGUCAUUGCAGCCACCAAAUCAGUUGCCAAACAGUCUCUCCCAGGAGCAUGACUCAGCAACAUCUCCUGGUCUACGGCAAUUAACCAUUCCGCAACGAGGGGGACUUUCCGCAGAUACCCUACCAGCAUUACAGGCGCCAUCUCCUGCGCGUGAUGCAGCAGCAGGCUCGCCCAGUCAGCAACUACCCUCAUUCCGACAUAUGGACGAUAUAGCGAGGUCUGCAACGAGUGAUCACGAAGCAACCAGAUCCAACAGCAUCAGCUUCCCACAUAGACAAUCCGUAUCUUCAGUAGGACAAUCGCCAACAUCGAUAGUGCGUGCUCUGUCCAUUAGCUCUCACUCUCCGACAACGCCAUUUCCCCCACUAAGUGCCUCUUCGCCCAUGAGUGCUCAUGAGAUACCACACCGAGGUGAUCUGUUUCUACGCACCUCAGGGGGAGGUGCAUUUGGCACAGAUGCUCGGAGACCAUCACAUGCAGCAUCAGACAACAGUCCUUACACAGCCACAUUGCACUCCACAUCCACCAGUGACAGUUAUCAGAGCUCGGAUGGCCUCAGUCCUGGUACACAGCCAACGCCCAUCGAACCAAGGCAAAGGCAUAUGAGUUUAGAUGGUGCGCUCGCGUCGAGAGUGCUUCCACCUCCAUUGAACUCUGGGUUACAGCAGCAAUCAACCCCACAUAUCGUUGGAUGUUUCAAGUGCGACUAUCCAGGCUGCACUGCUGCACCUUUCCAGACGCAAUAUCUUCUCAACUCGCACACCAACGUGCAUUCGUCAAAUAGACCACAUUACUGUCCAGUCAAAGACUGUCCACGAGGCGAAGGUGGCAAAGGUUUCAAACGCAAGAAUGAAAUGAUACGACAUGGGCUUGUGCAUCAGUCACCUGGAUACGUAUGCCCGUUUUGUCCAGACCGCGAGCACAAGUAUCCGAGGCCAGACAACCUGCAAAGACACGUACGUGUUCAUCACACUGAUAAGGACAAAGAUGACCCUCAACUCCGAGACGUCCUUGCUCAGCGACCCGAAGGUGGUAGCCGUGGGCGGAGAAGACGUGUAAGCGACUCUGGCCAUUGA